AUGUCUCAUAUCCUGACAAGCAUCGCCACCAUCCUGGAUGUUUUCUAUCAAUAUUGUGGCCAAGAUGAAGAGUGUGACACAAUGAGCCAAAGUGAACUGAAGGAAUUUCUGGAAAACGAGAUGCAGUUUAUUUUGAAGAAUUCGGGAGACCCUGAUACUGUGGAUGUCUUGAUGCUUAAUCUGGACCGAGAUCGUAACAGGAGAAUAGAUUUUACUGAGUUCCUAUUGAUGAUAUUCAAGCUGACAAUGGCAUUCAACAAAACUUUCAAGAAAGAGUAUUGCCAUGGUCAUGAUGAGGACCAGACAGAAAGAGAAGAAGAGGAAGAAGAACAAAAAAGAGGGGAAUCAGAAUCUAGCACAUCAAGAAGGAAGACUGAAAAGGAAGAUAGGAUAUCCAAAACUGGAAAACCACAGGAAAUAAAGAAAGUCAGGCAUGAGUCUCCCUUGGGAGAGAAAAAGAAACAAAAUUCUGCACCAAAUUCACAACAGAAGGGCUCAAAGAAAGUAAAUGAGGGGUCAAAUUUAAGCAACUCAGGAAAAAGUAAUGAAGAAGAACUUGCUUCCAGCUCAAGCAAACAGAGAGAAAGGCAAACUAAUUCAAAGACAAGCCCCUCCAGAGUAAAGACAGGAGAGAAAUAUGAAACUGACACAGCGAACACAAAUCACAAGGGUGAACUAAGAUAUAGAUCCAAAAUGAGUCAAGAAGAUGGAAAUAACAAACAAAAGGAAUCCAGAAAAAGAGAUCAUUCAGUGACUUUCGAGGAACAAAAAGAAAGUUACAGACAUCCUCAGUCCUCAGGAGCAGAAAAAACCAGCCGUAGAAGAGGAUCAGUCUCUGAAUAUAGCUCAAAAUCUGGCUCAGAUGAGUCUUCAAGCUUUCGGGGAAAAAGAAGUGGAAGAAGUCAUUCCUCAACCUCAGGAACAGAAGGAACAUACUCAGACACAAAAUCAACUGAGUCCUCAAAAAGGAGAGAUAGCUCAAUGUCUGAGGAAGAAUCAGGAAGAUCGAGAGUAAAGGGGAAGAGUUACACUUCAAAACAGUCUACUGCCUCAGGAAACUGUGGUUCAUGCACUGCUUCGAGCUCUGGUCAACAUGGGUCUACUUCAGGUCGGUCAUCUAGCAGCCACCAACAUGGAUCUAAAUCAGGUGGAAGGUCAAGCAGUAGUGGACAAGGGCAUAGAUCCAGUUCCCAGCAGUAUUCCCACUCUGCCAGACAAGGCUCUGGCUCUGGCUCCUGCUCUGAAUCUGGCUCUGAAUCUGGCUCAGAAUAUGGCUCACAUCAGUCAUCAGGCUCUAAACACCAGGGCUCUAGCUCAGGCCAUUCCUCCAGCUCUGGAAGAAAAGGUUCCAGUUCAGGCUCAAGAUCAGGUCACUCCUCCUCUAAGAGGAGGCACAGGUCCAGUUCAGAGGAGGAAUCAGGAAGCUCUGGAGUAAAAGGACAAAGAUCCAGCUCGCAUCAGUCCUCUAGUUCAGGCAGAUAUGGCUCAGGCUCUGGCUCUAGCUCUGGUCAACAUAGCUCUAGUUCAGGUCACUCAUCUAGCAGACAGAACCAUGGAUCUAGUUCAGGUGGAAGGUCAAGCAGUAGUGGAGGACAAGGACAUAGAUCCAGUUCCAAGCAGUCUUCCUACUCUGGCAGACAUAGCGCUGGCUCCACUUCUGGCUCUGGCUCUGGCUCCUGCUCUGAAUCUGGCUCUGAAUCUGGCUCAGAAUAUGGCUCACAUCAGUCAUCAGGCUCUAAACACCAGGGCUCUAGCUCAGGCCGUUCCUCCAGCUCUGGAAGAAAAGGUUCCAGUUCAGGCUCAAGCUCAGGUCAAUCCUCUUCUAACAGGAGGCACAGAUCCACCUCAGAGGACGAAUCAGGAAGCUCUGGAGUAAAAGGACAAAGAUCCAGCUCACAUCAGUCCUCUAGUUCAGGUAAAUAUGGCUCAGGCUCUAGCUCUAGCUCUGGCCGAUAUGGCUCUAGUUCAGGUCACUCAUCUAGCAGCCAGCAACAUGGAUCUAGUUCAGGUGGAAGGUCAAGCAGUACUGGAGGACAAGGGCACAGAUCCAGUUCCAAGCAGUCUUCCUACUCUGGCAGACAUAGCUCUGGCUCCACUUCUGGCUCUGGCUCUGGCUCCUGCUCUGAAUCUGGCUCUGAAUCUGGCUCAGAAUAUGGCUCACAUCAGUCAUCAGGCUCUAAACACCAGGGCUCUAGCUCAGGCCUUUCCUCCAGCUCUGGAAGAAAAGGUUCGAGUUCGGGCUCAAGCUCAGGUCAAUCCUCCUCUAACAGGAGGCACAGGUCCAGUUCAGAGGAGGAAUCAGGAAGCUCUGGAGUAAAAGGACAAAGAUCCAGCUCGCAUCAGUCCUCUAGUUCAGGCAGAUAUGGCUCAGGCUCUGGCUCUAGCUCUGGUCAACAUAGCUCUAGUUCAGGUCACUCAUCUAGCAGACAGAACCAUGGAUCUAGUUCAGGUGGAAGGUCAAGCAGUAGUGGAGGACAAGGACAUAGAUCCAGUUCCAAGCAGUCUUCCUACUCUGGCAGACAUAGCUCUGGCUCCACUUCUGGCUCUGGCUCUGGCUCCUGCUCUGAAUCUGGCUCAGAAUAUGGCUCACGUCAGUCAUCAGGCUCUAAACACCAGGGCUCUAGCUCAGGCCGUUCCUCCAGCUCUGGAAGAAAAGGUUCCAGUUCAGGCUCAAGCUCAGGUCAAUCCUCCUCUAACAGGAGGCACAGAUCCAGCUCAGAGGACGAAUCAGGAAGCUCUGGAGUAAAAGGACAAAGAUCCAGCUCACAUCAGUCCUCUAGUUCAGGUAAAUAUGGCUCAGGCUCUAGCUCUAGCUCUGGCCGAUAUGGCUCUAGUUCAGGUCACUCAUCUAGCAGCCAGCAACAUGGAUCUAGUUCAGGUGGAAGGUCAAGCAGUACUGGAGGACAAGGGCACAGAUCCAGUUCCAAGCAGUCUUCCUACUCUGGCAGACAUAGCUCUGGCUCCACUUCUGGCUCUGGCUCUGGCUCCUGCUCUGAAUCUGGCUCUGAAUCUGGCUCAGAAUAUGGCUCACAUCAGUCAUCAGGCUCUAAACACCAGGGCUCUAGCUCAGGCCGUUCCUCCAGCUCUGGAAGAAAAGGUUCGAGUUCGGGCUCAAGCUCAGGUCAAUCCUCCUCUAACAGGAGGCACAGGUCCAGUUCAGAGGAGGAAUCAGGAAGCUCUGGAGUAAAAGGACAAAGAUCCAGCUCGCAUCAGUCCUCUAGUUCAGGCAGAUAUGGCUCAGGCUCUGGCUCUAGCUCUGGUCAACAUAGCUCUAGUUCAGGUCACUCAUCUAGCAGACAGAACCAUGGAUCUAGUUCAGGUGGAAGGUCAAGCAGUAGUGGAGGACAAGGUCAUAGAUCCAGUUCCAAGCAGUCUUCCUACUCUGGCAGACAUAGCUCUGGCUCCACUUCUGGCUCUGGCUCUGGCUCUGGCUCCUGCUCUGAAUCUGGCUCUGAAUCUGGCUCAGAAUAUGGCUCACGUCAGUCAUCAGGCUCUAAACACCAGGGCUCUAGCUCAGGCCGUUCCUCCAGCUCUGGAAGAAAAGGUUCCAGUUCAGGCUCAAGCUCAGGUCAAUCCUCCUCUAACAGGAGGCACAGAUCCAGCUCAGAGGACGAAUCAGGAAGCUCUGGAGUAAAAGGACAAAGAUCCAGCUCACAUCAGUCCUCUAGUUCAGGUAAAUAUGGCUCAGGCUCUAGCUCUAGCUCUGGCCGAUAUGGCUCUAGUUCAGGUCACUCAUCUAGCAGCCAGCAACAUGGAUCUAGUUCAGGUGGAAGGUCAAGCAGUACUGGAGGACAAGGGCACAGAUCCAGUUCCAAGCAGUCUUCCUACUCUGGCAGACAUAGCUCUGGCUCCACUUCUGGCUCUGGCUCUGGCUCCUGCUCUGAAUCUGGCUCUGAAUCUGGCUCAGAAUAUGGCUCACAUCAGUCAUCAGGCUCUAAACACCAGGGCUCUAGCUCAGGCCGUUCCUCCAGCUCUGGAAGAAAAGGUUCGAGUUCGGGCUCAAGCUCAGGUCAAUCCUCCUCUAACAGGAGGCACAGGUCCAGUUCAGAGGAGGAAUCAGGAAGCUCUGGAGUAAAAGGACAAAGAUCCAGCUCGCAUCAGUCCUCUAGUUCAGGCAGAUAUGGCUCAGGCUCUGGCUCUAGCUCUGGUCAACAUAGCUCUAGUUCAGGUCACUCAUCUAGCAGACAGAACCAUGGAUCUAGUUCAGGUGGAAGGUCAAGCAGUAGUGGAGGACAAGGACAUAGAUCCAGUUCCAAGCAGUCUUCCUACUCUGGCAGACAUAGCUCUGGCUCCACUUCUGGCUCUGGCUCUGGCUCUGGCUCCUGCUCUGAAUCUGGCUCUGAAUCUGGCUCAGAAUAUGGCUCACGUCAGUCAUCAGGCUCUAAACACCAGGGCUCUAGCUCAGGCCGUUCCUCCAGCUCUGGAAGAAAAGGUUCCAGUUCAGGCUCAAGCUCAGGUCAAUCCUCCUCUAACAGGAGGCACAGAUCCAGCUCAGAGGACGAAUCAGGAAGCUCUGGAGUAAAAGGACAAAGAUCCAGCUCACAUCAGUCCUCUAGUUCAGGUAAAUAUGGCUCAGGCUCUAGCUCUAGCUCUGGCCGAUAUGGCUCUAGUUCAGGUCACUCAUCUAGCAGCCAGCAACAUGGAUCUAGUUCAGGUGGAAGGUCAAGCAGUACUGGAGGACAAGGGCACAGAUCCAGUUCCAAGCAGUCUUCCUACUCUGGCAGACAUAGCUCUGGCUCCACUUCUGGCUCUGGCUCUGGCUCCUGCUCUGAAUCUGGCUCUGAAUCUGGCUCAGAAUAUGGCUCACGUCAGUCAUCAGGCUCUAAACACCAGGGCUCUAGCUCAGGCCGUUCCUCCAGCUCUGGAAGAAAAGGUUCGAGUUCGGGCUCAAGCUCAGGUCAAUCCUCCUCUAACAGGAGGCACAGGUCCAGUUCAGAGGAGGAAUCAGGAAGCUCUGGAGUAAAAGGACAAAGAUCCAGCUCGCAUCAGUCCUCUAGUUCAGGCAGAUAUGGCUCAGGCUCUGGCUCUAGCUCUGGUCAACAUAGCUCUAGUUCAGGUCACUCAUCUAGCAGACAGAACCAUGGAUCUAGUUCAGGUGGAAGGUCAAGCAGCUCUAAACACCAGGGCUCUAGCUCAGGCCGUUCCUCCAGCUCUGGAAGAAAAGGUUCCAGUUCAGGCUCAAGCUCAGUAAAAGGACAAAGAUCCAGCUCACAUCAGUCCUCUAGUUCAGGUAAAUAUGGCUCAGGCUCUAGCUCUAGCUCUGGCCGAUAUGGCUCUAGUUCAGGUCACUCAUCUAGCAGCCAGCAACAUGGAUCUAGUUCAGGCCGUUCCUCCAGCUCUGGAAGAAAAGGUUCGAGUUCGGGCUCAAGCUCAGGUCAAUCCUCCUCUAACAGGAGGCACAGGUCCAGCUCUGGCUCUAGCUCUGGUCAACAUAGCUCUAGUUCAGGUCACUCAUCUAGCAGACAGAACCAUGGAUCUAGUUCAGGUGGAAGGUCAAGCAGUAGUGGAGGACAAGGACAUAGAUCCAGUUCCAAGCAGUCUUCCUACUCUGGCAGACAUAGCUCUGGCUCCACUUCUGGCUCUGGCUCUGGCUCCUGCUCUGAAUCUGGCUCUGAAUCUGGCUCAGAAUAUGGCUCACGUCAGUCAUCAGGCUCUAAACACCAGGGCUCUAGCUCAGGCCGUUCCUCCAGCUCUGGAAGAAAAGGUUCCAGUUCAGGCUCAAGCUCAGGUCAAUCCUCCUCUAACAGGAGGCACAGAUCCAGCUCAGAGGACGAAUCAGGAAGCUCUGGAGUAAAAGGACAAAGAUCCAGCUCACAUCAGUCCUCUAGUUCAGGUAAAUAUGGCUCAGGCUCUAGCUCUAGCUCUGGCCGAUAUGGCUCUAGUUCAGGUCACUCAUCUAGCAGCCAGCAACAUGGAUCUAGUUCAGGUGGAAGGUCAAGCAGUACUGGAGGACAAGGGCACAGAUCCAGUUCCAAGCAGUCUUCCUACUCUGGCAGACAUAGCUCUGGCUCCACUUCUGGCUCUGGCUCUGGCUCCUGCUCUGAAUCUGGCUCUGAAUCUGGCUCAGAAUAUGGCUCACAUCAGUCAUCAGGCUCUAAACACCAGGGCUCUAGCUCAGGCCGUUCCUCCAGCUCUGGAAGAAAAGGUUCCAGUUCAGGCUCAAGCUCAGGUCAAUCCUCCUCUAACAGGAGGCACAGAUCCAGCUCAGAGGAGGAAUCAGGAAGCUCUGGAGUAAAAGGACAAAGAUCCAGCUCGCAUCAGUCCUCUAGUUCAGGCAGAUAUGGCUCAGGCUCUGGCUCUAGCUCUGGUCAACAUAGCUCUAGUUCAGGUCACUCAUCUAGCAGACAGAACCAUGGAUCUAGUUCAGGUGGAAGGUCAAGCAGUAGUGGAGGACAAGGACAUAGAUCCAAAUAUGGCUCACGUCAGUCAUCAGGCUCUAAACACCAGGGCUCUAGCUCAGGCCGUUCCUCCAGCUCUGGAAGAAAAGGUUCCAGUUCAGGCUCAAGCUCAGGUCAAUCCUCCUCUAACAGGAGGCACAGAUCCAGCUCAGAGGACGAAUCAGGAAGCUCUGGAGUAAAAGGACAAAGAUCCAGCUCACAUCAGUCCUCUAGUUCAGGUAAAUAUGGCUCAGGCUCUAGCUCUAGCUCUGGCCGAUAUGGCUCUAGUUCAGGUCACUCAUCUAGCAGCCAGCAACAUGGAUCUAGUUCAGGUGGAAGGUCAAGCAGUACUGGAGGACAAGGGCACAGAUCCAGUUCCAAGCAGUCUUCCUACUCUGGCAGACAUAGCUCUGGCUCCACUUCUGGCUCUGGCUCUGGCUCCUGCUCUGAAUCUGGCUCUGAAUCUGGCUCAGAAUAUGGCUCACAUCAGUCAUCAGGCUCUAAACACCAGGGCUCUAGCUCAGGCCGUUCCUCCAGCUCUGGAAGAAAAGGUUCCAGUUCAGGCUCAAGCUCAGGUCAAUCCUCCUCUAACAGGAGGCACAGAUCCAGCUCAGAGGAGGAAUCAGGAAGCUCUGGAGUAAAAGGACAAAGAUCCAGCUCGCAUCAGUCCUCUAGUUCAGGCAGAUAUGGCUCAGGCUCUGGCUCUAGCUCUGGUCAACAUAGCUCUCGUUCAGGUCACUCAUCUAGCAGCCAGCAACAUGGAUCUAGUUCAGGUGGAAGGUCAAGCAGUAGUGGAGGACAAGGACAUAGAUCCAGUUCCAAGCAGUCUUCCUACUCUGGCAGACAUAGCGCUGGCUCCACUUCUGGCUCUGGCUCUGGCUCCUGCUCUGAAUCUGGCUCUGAAUCUGGCUCAGAAUAUGGCUCACAUCAGUCAUCAGGCUCUAAACAUCAGGGCUCUAGUUCAGGCCGUUCCUCCAGCUCUGGAAGAAAAGGUUCGAGUUCGGGCUCAAGCUCAGGUCAAUCCUCCUCUAAGAGGAGGCACAGGUCCAGCUCAGAGGAGGAAUCAGGAAGCUCUGGAGUAAAAGGACAAAGAUCCAGCUCACAUCAGUCCUCUAGUUCAAGUAAAUAUGGCUCAGGCUCUGGCUCUAGCUCUGCUCAACAUGGCUCUAGUUCAGGUCACUCAUCUAGCAGACAGAACCAUGGAUCUAGUUCAGGUGGAAGGUCAAGCAGUAGUGGAGGACAAGGGCAUAGAUCCAGGUCCAAGCAGUCUUCCUACUCUGGGAGACAUAGCUCUGGCUCCACUUCUGGCUCUGGCUCUGGCUCCUGCUCUGAAUCUGGCUCUGAAUCUGGCUCAGAAUAUGGCUCACGUCAGUCAUCAGGCUCUAAACACCAGGGCUCUAGCUCAGGCCGUUCCUCCAGCUCUGGAAGAAAAGGUUCCAGUUCAGGCUCAAGCUCAGGUCAAUCCUCCUCUAACAGGAGGCACAGAUCCAGCUCAGAGGACGAAUCAGGAAGCUCUGGAGUAAAAGGACAAAGAUCCAGCUCGCAUCAGUCCUCUAGUUCAGGUAAAUAUGGCUCAGGCUCUAGCUCUAGCUCUGGCCAAUAUGGCUCUAGUUCAGGUCACUCAUCUAGCAGACAGAACCAUGGAUCUAGUUCAGGUGGAAGGUCAAGCAGUAGUGGAGGACAAGGGCACAGAUCCAGUUCCAAGCAGUCUUCCUACUCUGGCAAACAUAGCUCUGGCUGCACUUCUGGCUCUGGCUCUGGCUCCUGCUCUGAAUCUGGCUCUGAAUCUGGCUCAGAAUAUGGCUCACAUCAGUCAUCAGGCUCUAAACACCAGGGCUCUAGCUCAGGCCGUUCCUCCAGCUCUGGAAGAAAAGGUUCCAGUUCAGGCUCAAGCUCAGGUCAAUCCUCCUCUAACAGGAGGCACAGAUUCAGCUCAGAGGAGGAAUCAGGAAGCUCUGGAGUAAAAGGACAAAGAUCCAGCUCGCAUCAGUCCUCUAGUUCAGGCAGAUAUGGCUCAGGCUCUGGCUCUAGCUCUGGUCAACAUAGCUCUAGUUCAGGUCACUCAUCUAGCAGCCAGCAACAUGGAUCUAGUUCAGGUGGAAGGUCAAGCAGUAGUGGAGGACAAGGGCAUAGAUCCAGUUCCAAGCAGUCUUCCUACUCUGGCAGACAUAGCGCUGGCUCCACUUCUGGCUCUGGCUCUGGCUCCUGCUCUGAAUCUGGCUCUGAAUCUGGCUCAGAAUAUGGCUCACAUCAGUCAUCAGGCUCUAAACAUCAGGGCUCUAGUUCAGGCCGUUCCUCCAGCUCUGGAAGAAAAGGUUCGAGUUCGGGCUCAAGCUCAGGUCAAUCCUCCUCUAAGAGGAGGCACAGAUCCAGCUCACAUCAGUCCUCUAGUUCAGGCAGAUAUGGCUCAGGCUCUGGCUCUAGCUCUGCUCAACAUGGCUCUAGUUCAGGUCACUCAUCUAGCAGACAGAACCAUGGAUCUAGUUCAGGUGGAAGGUCAAGCAGUAGUGGAGGACAAGGGCAUAGAUCCAGGUCCAAGCAGUCUUCCUACUCUGGCAGACAUAGCUCUGGCUCCACUUCUGGCUCUGGCUCUGGCUCCUGCUCUGAAUCUGGCUCUGAAUCUGGCUCAGAAUAUGGCUCACGUCAGUCAUCAGGCUCUACACACCAGGGCUCUAGCUCAGGCCGUUCCUCCAGCUCUGGAAGAAAAGGUUCCAGUUCAGGCUCAAGCUCAGGUCAAUCCUCCUCUAACAGGAGGCACAGAUCCACCUCAGAGGACGAAUCAGGAAGCUCUGGAGUAAAAGGACAAAGAUCCAGCUCGCAUCAGUCCUCUAGUUCAGGUAAAUAUGGCUCAGGCUCUAGCUCUAGCUCUGGCCAAUAUGGCUCUAGUUCAGGUCACUCAUCUAGCAGCCAGCAACAUGGAUCUAGUUCAGGUGGAAGGUCAAGCAGUACUGGAGGACAAGGGCACAGAUCCAGUUCCAAGCAGUCUUCCUACUCUGGCAAACAUAGCUCUGGCUCCACUUCUGGCUCUGGCUCUGGCUCCUGCUCUGAAUCUGGCUCUGAAUCUGGCUCAGAAUAUGGCUCACAUCAGUCAUCAGGCUCUAAACACCAGGGCUCUAGCUCAGGCCGUUCCUCCAGCUCUGGAAGAAAAGGUUCCAGUUCAGGCUCAAGCUCAGGUCAAUCCUCCUCUAACAGGAGGCACAGAUCCAGCUCAGAGGAGGAAUCAGGAAGCUCUGGAGUAAAAGGACAAAGAUCCAGCUCGCAUCAGUCCUCUAGUUCAGGCAGAUAUGGCUCAGGCUCUGGCUCUAGCUCUGGUCAGCAUGGCUCUAGUUCAGGUUGGUCAUCUAGCAGCCAGCAACAUGGAUCUAGUUCAGGUGGAAGAUCAAGCAGUAGUGGAGGACAAGGGCAUAGAUCCAGUACCAAGCAGUCUUCCAGUUCUGCCAAACAAGGCUCUGGCUCUGGCUCCUGCUCUGAAUCUGGCUCAGAAUAUUGCUCACGUCAGUCAUCAAACUCUAAACACCAGGGCUCUAGCUCAGGCCGUUCCUCCAGCUCUGGAAGAAAAGGUUCCAGUUCAGGCUCAAGAUCAGGUCAAUCCUCCUCUAACAGGAGGCACAGGUCCAGUUCAGAGGAGGAAUCAGGAAGCUCUGGAGUAAAAGGACAAAGAUCCAGCUCGCAUCAGUCCUCUAGUUCAGGCAGAUAUGGCUCAGGCUCUGGCUCUAGCUCUGGUCAACAUAGCUCUAGUUCAGGUUGCUCAUCUAGCAGCCAGCAACAUGGAUCUAGUUCAGGUGGAAGGUCAAGCAGUCAUGGAGGAAAGGCUCAUAGAUCCAGUUCCAAGCAGUCUUCUAGAUCGGGCAGACAAGGUUCUACGUCUGGCUCUAGCUUUGGCUCUGGAUCUUGCUCCUGCUCAGGUUCAGGCUCAGGCUCCACCUCUGACUCAGAAAUUGGCUCUGAAUAUGGCUCAGGUCAAUGUUCAGACUCCAAACACCAGGGCUCUAACACAGGCCAUUCCUCCUACUCUCAAGAACAUAGUUCAAGUACAGGCUCAAGUUCAGGUCAAUCCUUUUCUAAGAGGAGGAAUAAGUCCAAUUCAGAGGAGUAA
This is a messenger RNA of Trichosurus vulpecula (common brushtail), 10473 nucleotides long. Its product is annotated as hornerin-like. Bases 1 to 10473 code for a protein of 3490 amino acids. The transcript has 8 exons. Lineage: Eukaryota; Metazoa; Chordata; Mammalia; Diprotodontia; Phalangeridae. Gene Ontology annotation, cellular component: cornified envelope; keratohyalin granule. The record is from RefSeq and is a predicted model, not a curated record. Gene Ontology annotation, biological process: establishment of skin barrier. Gene Ontology annotation, molecular function: calcium ion binding; transition metal ion binding.